Molecule: messenger RNA, 1111 nt
Organism: Morone saxatilis (striped sea-bass)
Lineage: Eukaryota; Metazoa; Chordata; Actinopteri; Moronidae
Gene: camta2
Product: calmodulin-binding transcription activator 2
Exons: 3
Coding region: 54-359 (101 amino acids)
Biological process (GO): regulation of transcription by RNA polymerase II
Cellular component (GO): nucleus
Molecular function (GO): transcription coregulator activity; double-stranded DNA binding; protein binding
Source: RefSeq, a predicted model, not a curated record
ACGGCGUCACUAACGGUGCCCUCUGUCCCCCUCAGUACGCUCUGUAUAAGAAGAUGACCCAGGCGGCCAUCCUGAUCCAGUCCAAGUUCAGGUCUUACUACGAGCAGAAGCGUUUCCAGCAGAGCCGGCGUGCGGCGGUCCUCAUCCAGCAGUACUACCGCAGCUACAAGGAGUACGAGAGGCUCAAACAGGCCCCGAGGGGCGCCGCCAGCCACAACCCCAAGAUCAAGGGGUCGUUCUUGACGAAGAAACAGGACCAGGCAGCGAGGAAGAUCAUGAGGUUCCUGAGACGCUGCAGACACAGGAUUAAAGAGCUGAAGCAGACGAGGGAGCUGGAGAGGAGAGGACUGACCACUUAAACCACCUCCUCCCUUCUUUCUCCUCCUGGGGGGGAACCAGCAGAGAGGAGGAGAGACAAACGACUGACUGAGAGAAGAGCAGAGUGACGGAGAGAUGCCUUACCCCAUGCCAACUCUUUUCUUCUUCCUUUGGAUCUAUCUAUAUAUCUGUCUGUCUGUCUGUCUGUCUCUCCUGGUUGAAUGUAGCUGUCUGUCUGCAGCUUUAAGAGCUUCACUCAGAGCUCUGUCAGUACAGAGUGCGUCCAGUUAAACACUACACUGAACCACUGUUUACAUUCUCACUGAGAUAACCCCGAGCUUCAGCUGCAGAUGCAUGCUGGGAUACCCGUCUGAAGUACCCCCCAUUAAAGGUUGUUCAGCUGUGGACUCGGAAGACAAACAAUCUCUCCUAGGAGGCGGCGCUCGGGGCGCAACCAGCCCGGGAGCUCCUCCGUCAGCCUGUCCCCUCCUCCCACAAUUCACUGCUGUCCUCCUGCGAAGGUCAGGGGUCGAGGGUCAACGGGACGCUGCGUUUGAGGGUUGUUCGUAAGCCACUGUGUACGUGAAAAUGUACAUGAUUCUAACAAAGCUACUAUAAAUAUAUUUAAACACAAUCACAUCUAUAAACAUAUAUAUAUAAAUACAAUAUAUAUAUUCUAAUGUUGACUUUAUAGAGCUAUGGAUGUUUUAAUUUAUUACAGCCAUGAACUGUUAAUGUGACUGUAAUGAGAGUGUGUGGUGUGUGUGUGUGUGUGUGUGUGGUGUGUGUGUGU